AUGACGGACUUUGACGCUGCAUCCGCGCUCCUAAUGCUGAGCUCAGGAUAUCAACAGUACAAGAACGAGAAUAACAACAUCCACACGGUGAAGAAAACGAAUAACUCAUCCACACCCAGCUCCGAAUGUUCCUCUCCACCGAAGAAACGGGAACGGAAGAACGGAUCACCUAAACAACGGAAGCUACAGCCAGCACUCCGCAUAGCUUCCAUCAAUGGCAACUACAAACAGAAGGAAUUGCUCGAUCGGCUUUCGGAACCACUUAGACUGUCCGUUUCGCCACCGUCCGCAUUGGAACCGUUGCAGUUGAAGAAAAACAACCGAAAGGAGCAGAUGCGAAUGGAGGCAUCUUCACCGGAAAUGGAAAAUUGGGAUAGCAGAAGUAAUCUGUCUCCGACGCUGGAACUCCAUCAGGAAUCGACCGGUAAAGUAAACGGCUCAAUGCUGUACACCAGCCCCGGCAUGAAUGGGUUUGCCAUGCUGUUGAAAUCGCAAAACAACCAAUACACCAGUUCACCGAAACCUCCCACCGUGGUGACUACGUUCUUGGAUGAUAACCGUAAGAAACGGUUUCUUGACCACCCGGUAACAGAGGAUGGUGCUAGUGCGAUCGUUGUAGCAGCAGCAGACAAACCCGCUCGCUCACCAUCCGAUUCGGGUGUAUCAUCCAUCCACGACGAACUGCAUCAACCGAUGGUGGUACUGCAGCGUUGGAUCAAGGAACCGGAUGUGUUGGAUAGCAGUAAUAUACCCGACAGUGUGCAGGAGCAGUUGGACAACAUCAACGAAAUAUCAGCCUUCAACAAGGAAAUCUUCACCAAGGCCAAGAUGGCUAACUUCCCACUGGAAAUGACGUUCAAUCCCGCAAAAUCCCGAAUGCGCAAGGAGUGCUCGAACGAGAUCGACAACCAAGAUCGCAUCAGAAACAAUGAAGCGUCGCGUCGAUCGCGCCACAAGAAGAAGCUGAUCACGCAUCUGAUGAACAUCAGUCUGGAGUUUGAUCGGGUGGAAAAUCGGCACCUGUACAUGGAGGAACGCAGGUUGCGCGAUUUGAUUCUGGAGCUAGAGGCGAAAGCACUGAGCAACGGAAUCAAUCCCAAGGUCGUGCAAAGUUUGCGAUCGUCGUGCGGAUUUCAAUGA
Molecule: messenger RNA, 1140 nt
Organism: Anopheles marshallii
Lineage: Eukaryota; Metazoa; Arthropoda; Insecta; Diptera; Culicidae
Exons: 2
Coding region: 1-1140 (379 amino acids)
Biological process (GO): regulation of DNA-templated transcription
Molecular function (GO): DNA-binding transcription factor activity
Source: RefSeq, a predicted model, not a curated record